Trichomonas vaginalis G3 is the source of this 2304-nucleotide messenger RNA. RefSeq lists its product as uncharacterized. The transcript has a single exon. The coding region runs from base 1 to 2304 and encodes 767 amino acids. The record is from RefSeq and is a predicted model, not a curated record. NCBI's taxonomy places the organism in Eukaryota, Parabasalia, Trichomonadida, Trichomonadidae.
AUGGAGGAUCCAUUUGAGAGGAUCUCUCUAUUCAGCUAUGAUAGCAAUCUUAUAUAUAGUUUCAAAUGGAAGAUCCUAUUAUUAGGUUCUAUUCUUAAAUCUACAACAACUAACAAAUGGUUACGAAUUAUUGGAACUAUUUCAAUUGUAUUCAACGUUAUUUCAUAUUCGAUACCUGCGAUGUACUUCAUUUCAUCAUAUACAUCAAUUUCUUAUAAACUUCCAAAUAAUCCUCUUGAUAUCUUCGAAAGUGGAACAUUUUUAACAUUUUUAACGAAGUCCAUCUUUACUAAUACAUCAAUUUUAGUGUUCUGCUUCGUUUUUUACUUAAUUAAUGAUGUUGUAAUUUUGCAAGCCUUCAAUCAUCCCGAAAUAGUCAAAAAGAUUAACUAUCUAACGACUCCAAACUUCCAUUCAAUUCUCAUGCCAUGGAACGCUGCAAUAGUCGUUCAUUGUGUAAAAAUUAUUCUAAAUCCACCAGAGAAUGCUCUUCCGCAUAUCUUCUUAUGCAUUGCUACAUUUGUUGCAUUCAUUCCGUAUCUGAUUUUCCAGUUCCUUUUAGUGGUUAUCUUUGGUUCAACAAUUAUUUUACCAAAUCCUCAGUAUACUCAAUGGUUUGACAGUGGAUCUUUGAAGCUUGUCCUCUACUACUGGUUUGUUGCUGUUGGAUUUUACUCUCUUCCGAGAUUAACACAUACGAUACAAACAAUAAUACUUUGUAUCAUUUGUUUGGCCAGUGUAUACUUUGUGAUAUUCCAAUUGAAAUCAUUACCCGCUAUCGCUAAACUCGGAAAAGAAUUUGGUAUCAUGAAAGUUUUAUUAAACCUAGUUUUAGCCAUUACAUGCUUAAUUGCCAUCAAUGGAUAUCUUUCACAUGCUGUUACGCUCGCUGGAUUGAUGCCAAUUGGUUUAGUUUUGUUAUUUAUUGUUUCAUAUUUCUUAUCUUACUUCAGAAUGAAGUUUUACAUUGGUAUUAUUGAAUCCUUAGAAGCAGUACAUUCACCAACCUUCGAAUAUUUCGAAUCCAUUCUGAAACACAUAAGAACUGAGUUUGAUUUCAGAAUUCUCAUAAAAUUAGGCAUCAGUUUCAACUCCUCCUUAUUCUUCAAGCAAGAAUUCCUUGGUUAUGUCAUGUCCAGAUUCCCAAAUAGCGAAUGGAUGUUGAGAUAUGCAAUUUAUUUGUAUUCAAACGUCUGGGGUGUUGAUAAUACCACAUACAAAUACUUCUUGCACCUUCUUUCAGUCGAGAAGCUCGAAUUCUCCACUCAGUUGAUGCUUUUUGAGGCUGUUUAUUGUUAUAUGCAGACAUCUGAAGAAAGUUCACCGUUAAUCAAAAACGAUAUGAAACAAUGCAUUGAAAUAAUCUCACAAUUUGGUUUGGCCACGAAAAUUCUAUGGUCUCAUGCUCCGAAAUCUUCAGAUACUUUAUACAACGACUUAAAGAGCGUAAAUGAAGUUUUGCAGCUUGCAUCGACCCAUAUUAAGAAGAUGUCUGCAUUGUACCAGUUCAAUCAUAACGUUUACUUCGCAAAAAGCAUUUAUUACGCAGAUCUCAAAAAGAAUUUCAGGAAAGCGAAUGAUGCUUACAACGAAGGACUCCAGUUAUUCAACGAGAAGCAGAAGUACGUCACGACCACCCUCAAUUCUAAUCAGAGACCCUACUUUUCCGCUCCAAUUAACAAAGAUUUGAUAAUGAAGCAGCAGCCGUCAUCAAAUGUCCUGACAUUUUUGUCCGUUAGAGACCACAGCGGUGAUCUGGUCAAGCGAAAACCGAAUAUUGACUUCAAAUCACCUUAUAUGAACUUAUAUGCCAAUAUUUGUACAGCGGAAAGGAACCAGCUAUUGCCAAAUACGCCGCUCAUCACGAAUUGGUUCCAAUUAUUCAGGUUUUUCCAGGUAAUUUGUGUAAUUGCUUUCAUGACAUUUUUGAUUUUCGACCAUACGAUGUUCAAAAAGUCAUGGGUCCUUGCAGAUGAGUACAGAUUGGCCUACGAAUGCAUUUACAAGUUCCGAAUCUUUAUAGAUGCCACUGAAAAGUUGACAUAUAAUUAUAUUGUCCUUCAACAAGCGAAAAGUGAUGGAAAUUAUCGAAUAUGUCCAUUCAUUAUCGAACACUUUAGGCUUGUCCAGAAGAAUUUCACUCGUAUCAUCGGUGUUGUCGAUAAAUUAAAAGAUUUUGUCAACAUUUCGGACGUAGAAGGCAACGGUAGACAUUUAUGUCCUGCUACCAAAAAUUCAGACAGCUCAUACAUUCUGCUUUCACUAACUAUAAUAACUCCUACGUAUAUCCUACCGAACAAUUAA